Molecule: messenger RNA, 3255 nt
Organism: Myxocyprinus asiaticus (Chinese sucker)
Lineage: Eukaryota; Metazoa; Chordata; Actinopteri; Cypriniformes; Catostomidae
Gene: amfrb
Product: autocrine motility factor receptor b
Exons: 11
Coding region: 1196-2452 (418 amino acids)
Biological process (GO): endoplasmic reticulum unfolded protein response; protein K48-linked ubiquitination; ubiquitin-dependent protein catabolic process
Cellular component (GO): endoplasmic reticulum; cytosol; ubiquitin ligase complex
Molecular function (GO): ubiquitin protein ligase activity
Source: RefSeq, a predicted model, not a curated record
AAGUUUCAACAGUUAAGUUAACCUCCUCAUCUGCUAUGUGUAUCAUGACAGUAAAUAUUCCACUUGAUUGUUUUCUGUUCUAUUAAUUUCAUUUCUGUUUUUACGGAGUGAGAAACGCUCCGAACGAGACAGUGCGCGAGCUGUCUGAACGACUCGGACCAUUUUGCUAACCCGUUUUACUUUGAAGGAAUCGACUCAAAUGAGUAGCCUAAUUCAUUCGUAAAUCGGGCAUCACUAGUUCUGAUUCUAAACAAGCGACAGAAAUACGGGACACACGACAUGAUUGCUAAAAUAAUGUCAGGGGAAAUGUUUCUUCACACAGUCUUCAUACAGAGGAUAAUCUGCGGGCUGUUUCAAACAUUUUUUGGGGGGUGCUACGGACUUUCUUGGGGAGGCUGAAGCAAACGCUAGCCCCUCCCUAGCGCCGUCUCUGUCAAGGGCAUCUCGGACCCUGGAUGACAGUAGAAGUGACCAGUCACCCUCUGUGGAAGAAGAUCUUCAGAAGGUGGAUGAUGACUCAGGCUCAGAAACAUUGUGGGAACAGUAGUGAGCAGCCCCAUAACCUGGUCGAUCAUCAGUCUCUGGGCCCUGACACAGCUGAAGACAUGGUUUUAUCCUUGUUCAUUGUGUGCAACAAAAAAUAUUUUGCUGUAUCAUUGGACUGCAGAUGCAGCUGUGCUAAUAAUAUAAAAAAAUACAUGGUGCAACAUAAAGAAAUUGAGCAAUUGUGUGUAUGCGCGCGCACAAAAGAUGAAUAAAUGGUUACUGGUGGAUUUUUUUCUUCUGUUAGUCAUUUUUUUUUAACUUAAUUUCUUAACAUUCAAUAAAAUGUCUUUAUGAUUCACUAUAUUACUUAAUUCAUUAUAUCACUAAAAUUACUUAAGCUAAAUAUAUCUUUAUCAUUAAAUUGUGGAUAUAAUCUUAAUAGAUUUUAAAGGACAGUCUGAUUAGGUAAAUUGCACUCCCACGCUUAUGACCUCUCCUGGAAAUGGCAGUGUAUUGCAGUCCUAAAGUGACAACUACUGUACCCCAAGUGGAGUCACCGCUAAACCUUUGCCUCAAGGAAGUUUUUUGCACUGUUUCGGACGGUCGAACAUAAUGUACUGUUUAAUCUAAAAAUUAGUCUAUUCUGUUAUUGCAAAUAGGUUAUAUACGUUAUUUAAAGAGAGAUAAAAACACAUAUAGUGUAUUGUUUAUGGCGCUCAGUGUUGUGGAUCGGUUGUUUUGGUCAGGUGCAGCAGCGUACGCAGUAUUCAGUGUCUAUCUGCUAGCAAGAUGUGUGUACGGUGCUUAUGAAAAGGUGAGAGAUCCUCUGAUAAGCAAACUCUCUGAGGAGUCACUCGCUGGCAGGACAGGUGAUGAAAAUGACAACGAUGAGGAAUUAUAUGCAACAGUUUUGUGGUCUCUUGCAACGGAUAGUUAUUGUAUUUGGGUACUUGUGAACACAGUUUGCUGCUUUCUCCUGCUGAUGGCAAAAUGUAUCCAGAUUAUUGUGUUUGGGGAUCUCAGAAUAAAUGAAAAACAGAACCUCAAGGACAAAUUCUGGAACUUUAUUUUCUACAAGUUCAUCUUUGUCUUUGGUGUGCUGAAUGUGCAGACAGAGGGAGAGCUGGUUAUGUGGUGUCUGUGGUUCAUUGCACUUCUCUUUCUCCAGCUGUUGGCCCAGCUCUGCAAGGAUCGUUUUGAGUAUCUCUCAUUCACUCCCACCACGACUCUGAGCAGCCAUAAGCAUGUGUUGCUCGUGUUGAUGUGUUUGCUUGUGUCCUAUGGGGGGCUCACUGUAAUAUUUGGCCAUCUGGGGUACUCCAAUGGUAUGCACACUCUGUCCUUUAUGGCAGUUGAAGGUCUAAUGGUAAUUGUAUAUAUGAGCCAUGUAAUUAUACGGUGCAUAAUUCACCUGUAUGACUUGAGCUGUGAAGGUUCCUGGGACGAUAAAGAGGUCUAUAUUUAUUACACAGACUUUAUCAUGGAUAUGGGCAUUCUUUGCCUAGACCUGAUGCAUCAUAUUCACAUGCUGCUCUAUUGGAAUAGUUGGUUCUCCGUUGCUGAUUUGAUUAUAUUGACACAGCUGCGUGUCAUGUCUCAGGAAAUGCAACACAGAUUACUUCGACACAAAACCUACCUGCAUAUUUUUCAUGUUAUGGACAUCAGGUUUUCCAUGGCUACAUUAGAAGAGCUGGCAUCUCAUGAUGAUAGAUGUGCUAUUUGCUUGGAAAAGAUGCGCACAGCUUGCAAACUUCCCUGUGGGCACCUAUUUCACAUGUCUUGUUUGCGUUCAUGGCUGGAGCAGGAUAUGUCAUGUCCCACUUGUAGGAUAUCUUUCAAUAUCAGUGCCAGAAGUGGUCAUACCACAGAUGAGCAGGAGGGGGCAUCACUGAGAGGCAGUUUGGGCCCUGCUACUGAGCCAAGCCCAAACAGCUCUAAUCAAUCACCUCAAUCACAUUCAGUUUGAUGGUUCUCAUAUUGCUAGCUGGAUGCCUGGAUUUUCAGCUGAAUUUGUGCACUCUUCUAGUAGUUCUUCUACAGACAGACCACUCACAGGUUCACCUGGAGGAAGAGUUGUUUCAUAGAUAUACCAGAGGAGUCAAUGCAAGAUUUUAAACCAAAAAAUGAAGAAAAACCUGCAGUGACAGCAUUUUGAGAAACCUGAGCAGGUGUUAAAAGAGUGAGACAUCCGCUUAAAAUCGGUUGAUGGAAGUCUUUGAAAGUUAAAGUCUGUGCAACAUGAAAUGUCUACAAGUGGAAGUUAAACAUAGAAAUAUUGAAAGUGUGUAUUUUCAACACAAUGAUUAGUGGCUGUAAUAUAGCUGUUAUUUGGGCAUAGUCUCACUAUUCCACUAUUGAUAAAAACUAUAAGGUCAACAGUUUGACAUUUUCCCUAAGAAAUUGAAAUAUUGUAUUAAAUAUUGCAUUGUGUUUUUAACGUGCAAGCAGCAAUUGUCGGGGUUCAAGCCUUUUAAGAACUUUCAAAGUAUGCAAAAAAGGUAUGUAUUUGUAUAUGUAUAUGUACUUUGUAAGUUGCUGAAUUUGCAAACUGGUGUUAGAUAUGACUCUGAUGUCUUGUGUUCAACGGUCCUGAAACAGGAUAAUUGUUAUGGUGGUCAUUUCUUUUUCUUUCUUUUUUUUUUUUUUUACUUUUUAAUUGUUAUAUAGCCUCAAAGCACCCAAUCUCCAAAAAGGUUUUAGAAAUUUUAAUAUUUGUUUUAGGAAUUAUAGGCUUUUGGAUACACUUGGUCAAACCCACAUGAUAAAUGC